Musca domestica (house fly) is the source of this 849-nucleotide messenger RNA. RefSeq names its product mpv17-like protein. Gene Ontology annotation, cellular component: membrane; cytoplasm. The transcript is spliced from 5 exons. NCBI's taxonomy places the organism in Eukaryota, Metazoa, Arthropoda, Insecta, Diptera, Muscidae. Bases 168 to 758 code for a protein of 196 amino acids. The record is from RefSeq and is a predicted model, not a curated record.
UAUCUAUGCCCCGCAUUUGCGUCCCCACAUCCCAAAUGCUGAGGUUGUUCAUUGUCAAACCCAAUAAAUUGUUGUGAUUGCUUCCACAUGAGGAGGGCACAAUCAUCUUCAUUUCGUUGAUUAAAGUAGCAACAGUAACAGUAGAAACCAGCAACUCUACCUCCAAAAUGGCUCGAUUGCUGAAUGCGAUGGGAACUCUCUUUAAAAAACACCCGUUUAUAACCAACAGUGCCGUCUAUGGAAGUCUUUAUGUGGGAGCCGAAAUGUCACAACAGUUUCUGACCAAAAAAGUUCUGGUUGAGAACGACUCAUUGAAAGAGGACAUUGAUUAUCCAACCAUAGGUCGGUAUGCUGUAAUGGGAACAGUUAUUUAUGCUCCAACACUCUACCAAUGGUACAAAUGGUUGGAUCGCACUUUUCCUGGAACAGCGAAGAAAGUUAUUAUCAAAAAAUUAUUUGUGGAUCAGUUUGUGUUGACGCCGUACUUGCUGACAGUCUUCUAUACGGGAAUGGCUAUAAUGGAAGGUGCCGAUGAUAAGUUCCUCGAAUUAAGACAAAAGUUUUUGCCAACAUUCGAACGGUCCUGCAUGUUCUGGUUGCCAGCACAGUUGUUCAAUUUUGUCCUGAUAGCUCCGCGAUUCCGUGUCAUGUACAUGGGUGUUUGUGGCUUUGUCUGGGUUAACAUUCUCUGUUGGAUAAAACGGCAACAAACGCACAAUGACAAUGAAUCCGCAGUUGCAACAACGAAUAACGAAUGAAGUUGGGAAAAUGGAGGAUAGCAACAUUUUGUACAGCACAAAAAACAUUCCGCUUUUUUAGGAAGUUAAUAAAAUAUUUUGUUAAAAAAAA